CAAUACUUAGUCCGUAAGCUUUUCCUUCCCUCCCCAACCCCAGCUUCAAUCAAAGCGACUGCCGGCGAUCUAGCUUCCGCUAGGGCCGCUACUCUUGUAAUCUCGUCAGAUUUCACGUUGUAUCUGUCCGAUCGAUCGACAAUCUAUUUACCUUCGUCGUAUAAAAUCACGGUUCUGUUAUCGGUUAUCUGUGGAUACAAAUUGUGUCAAUUUUAGCGAUGGACGGAAACAAAGACGAAGCCUUGAAAUGCUUAAAGAUCGGCCGUGAUGCCCUUGACUCUGGUGAUCGGAAGAAGGCACUUAAAUUUUUAACCAAAGCCCGUAGGCUCGAUCCGUCUGUCCCAAUCGACGAUCUAUUGUCAAAGAUCGACUACGAAUCUGCUGCAGAUGAUGAAAAUUCCAGCGGACCAACAACCAAAGACUCUUCUGAACCCUUAUCCAAUGAUUCCGGUCCUCGGAGACGUCCAUCAGCUGCUGGCUCGUCAUCAUCAUCAUCGCCGAAGGCAGGUGAGUCCGUGAAAUAUACUGAAGAGAAUAUAGCGAUUGUCAGAGAGAUAAAGAUGAAGAAGGAUUAUUACGAGAUCUUAGGGCUAGAUAAGAACUGUACAGUUGAAGAUAUCCGUAAGGCAUAUCGUAAGCUUUCUCUGAAAGUCCAUCCAGACAAAAAUAAAGCUCCAGGGUCUGAAGAUGCUUUCAAGUCAGUGUCAAAAGCAUUUCAAUGCUUAAACGACGAUGAAUCUAGGAAGAAGUACGAUGUUGUUGGAUCCGAUGAGCCAGUCUAUGAGAGACGACCCACAACAAGGCAUCAAGGAUACCACGAAGCUGAAUUUGAUGCUGAAGAAAUCUUUAGGAAUUUCUUCUUUGGAGGAAUGGGACCUGGAACCACAACUCAAUUCGGCACAUUUAGCUUUGGAACUGGAAUGGGUGGUGGUGGUGGUGGUGGUGUGAGAGCAGGCAAUAACAACAAUGGUUCAUCAGCCAGAAUGCUAAUUCAGCUGAUACCUGUUCUUAUAAUAUUGCUAUUGAAUUUUUUGCCAAAUAGUAAUGAGCCAAUUUAUCAACUAUAUAGACAAUACCCGUAUCAGAAUCGUUUCGCUACUGAAAAAGGCGUCAACUUUUUCGUGAAAUCUCCCAACUUUGAACAGGAAUACCCUCCAGAUGGCGAUGCACGUGUGGCGUUGGAAGCAAGGGUGGAGAGAGACUACGUUUACGUUCUUUCCCAUAAUUGUGAGAAUGAGAUGCAACGCUACCAUUGGGGAUUCGUGCAAGAAACCCCCAGUUGUGACUCGUUGAAGCAGUUCAGAAUGCUGGCUGCCUCGUGAUUUUGAUUAAAGGAACAGCAGCUGAAUGCUAAAUGACAGUGGUAGGCUGCAUUGGUUGUUCUUUGAGGCCCUUUUAACAUACAUUUGUUUUUGUGAAGGAGUUUGAGACGAUAAUGCGAAUAAGUAGAAUAAGCAACAGCCUUUUGUGAAAUUGAAAUCUUGAACUUGUUAUAUGAGUUGGUAUAUAGAUAUAAUCGGUAUUCUUUCUA
Molecule: messenger RNA, 1531 nt
Organism: Impatiens glandulifera
Lineage: Eukaryota; Viridiplantae; Streptophyta; Magnoliopsida; Ericales; Balsaminaceae
Product: chaperone protein dnaJ 49-like
Exons: 3
Coding region: 219-1322 (367 amino acids)
Biological process (GO): cellular response to misfolded protein
Cellular component (GO): endoplasmic reticulum membrane
Molecular function (GO): Hsp70 protein binding
Source: RefSeq, a predicted model, not a curated record